This is a messenger RNA of Rhodofomes roseus, 648 nucleotides long. RefSeq lists its product as uncharacterized. Bases 1 to 648 code for a protein of 215 amino acids. The transcript has 4 exons. The record is from RefSeq and is a predicted model, not a curated record. NCBI's taxonomy places the organism in Eukaryota, Fungi, Basidiomycota, Agaricomycetes, Polyporales, Fomitopsidaceae.
AUGAUGAUACAGUCCGGUAAACGCGAAGACGAGGGAGGCGGCGGCGAGUCGCGCAGGUCGUCGACGGUCGACGCAGCCGCAGUCGGCCCGCCAGCCCGCCCAUCCGAUGUUUAUCCGGAGGAGGUCGCGGACGCUGCUCGCGGCGCCGGUCGACACCAGACGGUCACUACCACUGCCAGGCUCUCUGCUCUAUGGUUGGCGAGACGUCCGAGCAACUACCAGCACCUCCUCCGCUCACUAGCACCGCAAAACCACUCGGGACCUCCUCACUUCCUCGCAGCACAGUCGCAUCUCGAUAUCUACGUGAGGACGACCAACCUCUCCAUCAACGCACCUGGUCGCGCGCAGUCCCUCUCCCUCCACCACGCUCCGCCCUCGCCAGCGUGCCCGCCUCUCUGGGAUUACAGCGCGGACGGUUCGGAACCAAACAACCCGCCCUUGUCGUCCAGCAAGGACACCGUCGUCAUCGACGAGCGGAACGCAUACCGGCAGCUCCCAGCCAAUCCUCUUACCUCCCGCCACGUCGAACAGCUCGAUAGCGUUGCACCUGCGCGUGUCCCUCUGUCCACGCCCUUUGCUUCGCCCGCGUACGCCCUGCCGCCCCCUCAGUCAUAUGCGCCUCGGCACCCCGCGGCCAAGCUCAUGUAA